Pangasianodon hypophthalmus (striped catfish) is the source of this 4057-nucleotide messenger RNA. It is a transcript of the gene kdm7ab, whose product is annotated as lysine (K)-specific demethylase 7Ab. Gene Ontology annotation, molecular function: histone demethylase activity; transcription coregulator activity. The coding region runs from base 1224 to 3473 and encodes 749 amino acids. Gene Ontology annotation, biological process: regulation of transcription by RNA polymerase II; protein demethylation. NCBI's taxonomy places the organism in Eukaryota, Metazoa, Chordata, Actinopteri, Siluriformes, Pangasiidae. The record is from RefSeq and is a predicted model, not a curated record. The transcript has 17 exons.
GAGUCCAUCCAUUUUCACUGGCUCAGAAGUAAUUGGACAAUUGACUGAUAAGCAGUUAGUUAUUUAUUACUUACUUAAUGAUGAUCAUUUUACUUCCUACACGGCAUCUGCUGUGACAUUUAACACUUUCUUGCUCUGCAAAAUAUUUUGGCGCACACAACCUUUUGAUCUGAGAUCGGCGUUAAUAAAAUUGCCCCUGAGGAGAGGUGAGGCGAGGUGAGCGUGGCUCUGACUGACAUCUUGCUCCUGCCAGCUGUCUCUGAGAUCUUUAAGCCUCGGCGUCCACCAGCUGCUCGGUGGGGGCCUCUUUCACGCCAUCUCCCUGACAGGCUUGAUUUGUUAGCUACCAGCUGCUGCUCCUAUCCUCAUAGUAACUGGUUUAGCCACAGCCUUCUGUUUCUUUACACAGAAAUGUUAAAGACUGGAUUGAGGAUUUAUUCCUUACUCUCUAGCACGUGUCGGUCGGCUCAUCAGUGGGUCUUCUUACAGAGAAAUUGAUUUGAUUGUGCAGAGCAUUCACAGUGAAAACUGUUACUCCAAAUAUAUUUUGGCUAAUAAUUAGAAGAAAAUUGGAAAAAUAAGAGAUUGUAUUGAAUAUGGGUGUGUGUGAGAGUGGAGUCUUCUCCAAUUUGCAUAUUUAUGCUUAAAUCUGUAAAACCUGGAUUUCUUAAUGAGUGUUAUUGAUAAAGCAAUAAACUAUAUCAUUGAUACAGAAGGAAGAUUUUUUGAAGUUUAAAUCCCGGGGGAGACUUUAUUGAGCUCAUCAAGACUCUGAACUCUCAGUUGCUCACUUUUAUGAAUGGAUUGUGUCCUGCUUCAUUCGUAAGGGACUUUUUAUAAACGCAAAUCAGUAAAAGUGUGAGUGGAGUCGUGACUGCUGUCUUACAUAUAAACUACAUCUGCAUUUAGUAUUUUACAUAUGAUUGUAUUCGUUAUAUAUGCUUUUAUGCUUGGUAUAUUUGAUCUUUGUAAUGCGUGUAUCCUGUAUUUUUUUUCACUAUAAGAUAAUUUGGCGAUGUGUGUUCUGUGUUGCCAGUUCUGGUGUGUGAUAAGAACUAAAACACGCAUGCUGUUGGAGGAGAAUAGUAGCGACGGGAUGCUGUGAUGCGUCCUGACGUUUAUACUACUUUUACUACUCAGAAGCUGAUUAUUUUUCUACAGCAGCACAUGGUGGUGAGAAAGUGAUAGACGUCAUUGACGUCGCGAGGCAAGCAGACAGCAAGAUGAAGCUGAAAGAGUUCGUCAAGUAUUUCUACAGCCGUCAACGGCCAAAGGUGCUCAACGUCAUCAGCCUCGAGUUUUCCGACACCAAGAUGUCCGAGCUAGUGGUAGUCCCUGACAUUGCACAGAAGAUGUCCUGGGUGGAGAACUACUGGCCUGAUGACUCCUACUUCCCCAAACCCUUUGUACAGAAGUACUGCCUGAUGGGAGUGAAGGGCAGCUACACGGACUUCCACAUAGACUUUGGAGGCACGUCAGUGUGGUACCACGUGCUCUGGGGGGAGAAGAUAUUUUAUUUGAUCAAGCCUACCCCAACCAACCUCGCGCUGUACGAGGAGUGGAGCUCAUCACCGAACCAGAGUGAGGUGUUCUUCGGUGAGAGAGUGGACAAGUGCUACAAGUGCGUCGUCCGGCCGGGAACCACCCUGUUCAUCCCCACAGGAUGGAUCCAUGGAGUUCUGACCUCAGAGGAUUGCAUGGCAUUCGGUGGGAACUUUCUCCAUAACCUUAAUAUCGGCAUGCAGCUCAGGUGUUAUGAGAUGGAGCGGCGGCUAAAGACUCCCGACCUCUUUAAGUUUCCUUAUUUUGAAGCUAUAUGCUGGUAUGUGGCCAAGAACCUGCUGGAGACCCUCAAAGAGCUGCGAGAAGAUAACUGUCUGCCUCCUGAUUACUUGACUAAAGGAGUGAAAGCUUUAAUUACUGCACUGAAGAGCUGGCUAAGGAGAGAGGUCACUGAGCCUGCCAGCGAAGUCCCCGAUCAUAUCAGACCCAACCAUCUCAUUAAGGAGCUCACCAAGGAAAUCCGUCACUUAGAGGAGGAUCAGAGUGGAAAUGGUGGGAGCAAGCCUGUGAAAUCUCAGGGAAGCUUAGCGUGUCCUUCCACGCGGUCGUCUCACGAGAGAGGCUCCCAUAUGCGCAAGAACGGCAGGCGGCUUCGGCAUCACCACCAGCACCAUCACUCUCACACACCCAAAGCUCCAUCCAACCUGGACAUCUUUGAGCAACACACUCAGGAGGUCCUGAAGAGACUGGAGAUGAGCCCCUUUGAGGAUGAUUCUUCCUUCAGCCUGAAGGUCAAGUUCAACAAGGUGUCCACGGCCUCGGCAGCAGCUGCUGAGAGUAAGCUGGACAACCACCUGCAUCUUGUGAUGUGCAACGGCCGCAUUAUCAGAGACGACAGGUGGCGCGUCCGGAAAAAGAACAUGGCUGCCAAAGAGGAAACAGGUGAUCAGAAGAGGUACACGGUAAAGGUGAAGGCAGUGGUGAAAGAGGAGGAAGAGGAGGAAGAGGAGCAGGGGAUGAAGGAGGAGAUGGAGGAGAAGCAGAGCUGCACAGCAGGUCACCAGAAGCACAGUCCUCUUAGAGAGCUGUGUAAGAGGGAGAGCUCAGAUCUCAGGAACAGUGAAUCAGGAUGCGCAGAGGCUUCGUCAGACUCCGAGUCAGAGCGACGUUACACUACACAGGAAAAGCAGCAGUCAUCAGGAGAAAACUCUGAGAGCUCAUCAAGUGAGGAAGAAGAAGAAGAAGAAGAAGAAGAAGAAGAGGAGGAGGAAGUGGUAAGAAAGAAGAGCGUCUCACCCGAGAGUACAACAAGCAAGUGCAACUCCAGCAGCACUGCAGAUUCCACCCACGCGCGCCAGCAACUCGGACACCGCAACAAACCUCGUGAAAGAGACCAUUCUACCUCACCGAGUGCAGAGGCGGACGCUAUUCAGGGCAUGCUGUGUAUGGCAGGGCUGCUGUACCCUCACCCGUCAGAGGAGGGUGCCAGCUCCCAGGAGUCCUGGUGGUCCUGCACCAGCCAUCCUUCCCCUGAUUACAAUGGGAAGGAAGCUGUGUCAGGAGAGGAGAACCCUGAUUCAGACAGCAACUCCACAAUCAGCAGUCAGGACGAGCAGCAGGUGCUAAAGCACCACAGCAGGGAGAACCGGACUGAACGGAGCCAGAGGUUACAGAACAACCAGAGCUUCAUGGACAGUCAGGGCAGUGGGAACAGCAGCAGCAGCAGCAGCGAGGCCUGGGGCAGCCACACACACUCACCUAGGGGUGAAGAAAGCCCCGAGUCACGCUAUCAGUACUGCGAGAUGUCACUUUCCCCGCUCCUGCACCCAACGAAAAGACCCGCUACAAACCCCCCACCCAUCAGUAACCAGGCCACCAAAGGGAAACGGCCCAAGAAAGGCAUGGCCACGGCGAAACAAAGACUGGGAAAAAUUCUCAAGCUCAACAGACAUAAACCGUUCUUUGUGUAGCACCGAGAGAGCGAGCGCCUGAGAGAGAGAGCGAUCGAGAGUGACGGAUGUAUUUAUGUCACAGACCCUUGUUGUGUGUCUGUGAGGAUGAACAGGGUAUUUACAGAGCACAGUUUCUAAACACUGAAUGUGUCGGAAGCAUGACGAUGGCUGAUGGGCAGAUGGAGUUUGUUCCAGCUUUACUUUUAGCAUGAACGUAUCACAUAAAGCAUUUGAGAUCGUGUUCCGAAGACACAGACUGGAACCGAAGACGAGGUCGUGCUGAUGAUGAGAAACGUCUGACGCACACCUGCUUUCAGCGAGGGACUCCUCGGACGUUCCCAGCGGCGUGUGAGCGAUGAACUGAAUUUCUAAAAUGGUGCUUGACUUGUGAGGCCAGUCUCACAAGGGUGGAGGCUCGGUGGUGAAGCCACCCUCAACUUCCUCUUUCCUCCGUCACCUCAGCUUAUAAAAUGAACUUUCUAGCAGAUCAAGAUCUUCCCUGCUCGGACUACCUGACCCCUUCCCCUACUCCCCGAGCAGGGACGGCGAGGCGGCUUCAAUCAGCGGAUCAGGUUGUCUUUUUUUUUUUUUUUUUUUUUUUU